AUGAAAACCCAAAUAGACGUGCAUCGAACUGGCCAUGAAAGUUCGACUGUAUUUUCUGAGCCAGGUUAUAUCAUGGGAAUCAAAGUGGCCGCUUACUGCAUCAUUAUCGUGACUUCACUUGUGGGCAACAGUCUCAUUAUAGCCAUUGUUCUCAAGAAUUACAACCACCACAUGAAGACACCAAACAACUUCUUCGUUGUGAACACAGCGGCUGCCGAUAUCCUAAUCACAGUGUCCAGUGCUACAGAAGCGGUUGUCACAAUCGCAGCGUCCAAAUGGCUGAUCGAGGGAACAUUUGGACAUUUUUUGUGUAAACUGAAGACAGUAACAAUGGCGCUGUCCGCGCUGGUGUCAACCCAAAGCUUGGCCACAAUGGCGAUUGAUCGUUUCAUUGUAGUGUUCUUUCCUCUCAAGAGAAUCAUUGGGCGUCAUGGCGCAUACUCGAUAAUAACGGUGAUAUGGAUCACGUCCGCUGCCUUUACAAUCCCAAUGGUUUUCAUAGCCGAUGUCCAAGAACUAAGGGGCACUAGCGUGUGUUUUCUGACUUUCUGGAAAUCGAAAUCUAUAGAAAACUACUUUAUUGCAAUAUUCGUGUUAUUCAAAUGCACCCCUUUGGUGAUUCAAGGAGUUUUGUAUGUGGCAGUGAUAUUGAAACUGUGUUUGAGAGAGACACCGGGGAAUGAGCUUCAUAUUCCCAAUCACCAUCACUAUCACACUGAGAAGAUGAACCGCAGAAUAAUAGGAAUGCUCAUCGCAAUUGUGCUGCUGUUUGCAAUUUGCUGGCUUCCCAUUUGGAUUGAAUCUAUGGUCUGCUUUCAAAAUUUUACCAACAACAUUUGCCAGUCGUUACACAUCAACUUCAUCGUCUGGUUCUUGGCCUACAGCAAAAGUGCGAUCAAUCCGUGCAUUUAUUUUGUUUUUAAUGAGACUUUUCGCCACGGUGCCUCUCUGCUGUGGUCUAAAUUCGUCCACAGUCGCUCUCGCCGUCGUUGCAGUAUUUCUCUAAGACACAAUCGAGUAACGCCUUUGCAAAAUCGAGCCGUUCCGGGGUAUGAAGGAGAUAAUACCAACACUACAAGAACAGCGCCUGUAAAUGCAACAACCUAG
This is a messenger RNA of Porites evermanni, 1107 nucleotides long. Lineage: Eukaryota; Metazoa; Cnidaria; Anthozoa; Scleractinia; Poritidae. The record is from the annotation of a GenBank genome assembly.